This is a messenger RNA of Penicillium atrosanguineum, 891 nucleotides long. RefSeq names its product sugar phosphate isomerase/epimerase family protein. The transcript is spliced from 7 exons. Bases 1 to 891 code for a protein of 296 amino acids. The record is from RefSeq and is a predicted model, not a curated record. NCBI's taxonomy places the organism in Eukaryota, Fungi, Ascomycota, Eurotiomycetes, Eurotiales, Aspergillaceae.
AUGAUCAUCACCCGUUUUCGCUCCGUCUGGGGCAUUGACUCUGGCGACAAUCUGAACAACUGGGCCAAUUGGUUCCCCGAUCUCAAGAAGCAGGGCUACACUGGCGUUGAAGUGGACAUUCAUGGACUACAAAACCCCGACCGUGAUUUCAAGCGCUUGAGGGAGAUCUGCGACCAGGUGGACUUGGAGAUUAGCGCGAUGGUGCAUUCAUCUUGGUUCCAGUACCUGGGUCCCCGCCCUGUUGGCCUUACAGCAGAAAAUCAUUUGCAAAAUUACCGCGAGCUCCUUCAAUUGAUCGAGCCAUUGAAACCUGUCAACAUUAACUUCCAAUCCGGGGAGGACGCCUGGGAUGUCGAAGAAUCAAUCAAGUUCUACCGCGGCACACUCAAAAUCGACCAGGCGCUUGGGGUCGCCGGCCGUGUCGUUCACGAGACUCAUAGGAACCGUUCUCUUUUUACACCGUAUGCCACCCGGAAAAUCCUGGAAGCCGUUCCUCAACUUCGCAUCACUGCAGAUUUCUCUCACUGGAUGGUUGGAUUAGAAAGGCUUUUGGAUAUCGGGGAAGGCGAUCGGGCUAUGAUGGAUGCUAUAAUUCCGCAUGUGCACCACAUUCACGCUAGAAUCGGAACAACGCAAGCCUCACAGUGUCCUGAGCCUCUCAAUCCAGUGUUCAAGGAAGAAAGGUUGUGUAUGGAGAGACUGUGGACAAGGGUUCUUCAAACACGGUUCGAACAGAGUGAUUCGGACACCGAAAUCAGGUUUGUGCCGGAAUAUGGUCCAUUCCCUUAUCAUCCUAUUGGAAGUAUCAAGACCCAUAGUCAGGUUGCAGAUGAAGAGGGUCAACGUUUGCAGACUUAUUUCACCGAAUUUGCGGCAAGUCUGAAGGCCUAG